Messenger RNA from Helianthus annuus (common sunflower), 1055 nucleotides. RefSeq lists its product as uncharacterized. NCBI's taxonomy places the organism in Eukaryota, Viridiplantae, Streptophyta, Magnoliopsida, Asterales, Asteraceae. Bases 69 to 773 code for a protein of 234 amino acids. The transcript has 2 exons. The record is from RefSeq and is a predicted model, not a curated record. Gene Ontology annotation, biological process: miRNA processing; mRNA splicing, via spliceosome.
UGCAGACCAAUGAAACGUUUCCCUCACCUUUCCUUCAACCCCAUAUAAACCACUCGCCAAAUGCGCAAAUGCAACAACCACAGGGAUCCUAUGCAAGUUCUAAUCAUGCUUAUUCAUCUAACCCACCACAAAGUAGCUCUUUAACCUACCCGAGUUGGAGGAGCAAUAGUCCUCACUCUAGAGGUUACUCUGCCCCAAAAGGUGUCGGUUUUCUUAGCCCGCAAACCCACUUCACCAGUGGUUCAGGACAAGGCAGCUACCCUAGUCCUGGCUCUAGUCCCCAUUUCACCAACCGCCCAGUGGUUCAGGACGAGGUUACCCUAGCCCUGGACCCAACUUCAGAAAUAGUCCCCAUUUUGCCAACAGCCCAGGUCAUGGUCCAGGACGCGGCUACCUUAGUCCUGGACCCAACUUCAGGAAUAGCCUCAACCAUGGCUCGGGUCAAGGAGGGUACCCUAGCUCAGGUCCAAGUUCCGGGAGAGGGAGAGGCGGUGGGCCUGGAUAGGGUGGAGGGCGAGGACGGGGCCAUAAUCAUGUAUCUGCAGAAGACCGGCUCGAUCGUUUCUACAAUAAGUCAAUGGUGGAAAGACCCUUGGAAGUUUCUAGAACCUGUAAUUUGGAAGUCACUCAAAAAGCAGUGGUUUCCACCUGUUAAUGCGAAAAAACCUCGAGUUUCAGAAUCUCCAAGAAUGUCUAGUUCACAACCUAGCCUUGCUGAAAUCUUGGUUGCGUCUUUAAAUGAAGUUACAGACGAUAAACCCAACGCAGAAUGAUAGGGUUCAAGCUAGAUAUCCAUAGGCUUGAUUGUUACUCUUUUAGCAUGAAUCGCCCACAGAUUAGUGUCCAACAAUGUAUGCUUCAGCAGGCUCCUGGAGGGCAGCUAUAGCAGAGCGCCGAAAUCAUAGAUGUGUUUUGAAAUCCUGAGCGAUUUCUCUCAUGAGCCUCUGGAACGGAAGUUCUCUGAUCAAAAGGUUAAACCAGGAGCUGUUUGUGUGUAUAGGGAUCCAGAUGGGGAAAACGGUUAAGUAAUUAGUCAACAUCCGAUCAAAAACAGG